Molecule: messenger RNA, 7372 nt
Organism: Xyrichtys novacula (pearly razorfish)
Lineage: Eukaryota; Metazoa; Chordata; Actinopteri; Labriformes; Labridae
Source: the annotation of a GenBank genome assembly
GUUUUUUCAAGUUUUUUUUCUCGCUAGUUGGUGCUGUCGGCGUCCUGAUUUUCGCUGGCGGAUGGUACAAACAGGUAAAUACUGCUUCUCUUUUUUGCAUCCAAGCAUGUCGUGUUUAUUUAAAAAAAAAAAAAGUUUCCUCCGUUUUUAGCGUUGCAGUUAUGACAGGCAAAAUCAGCCAGUACUUUAAAAAGCGACCUCGCGAGGAGGAAAGUCAAGAGUCCAGGUGAAACACAGCAAAACGUAACAGGCAGUUAAAAUGCUAUAAUUCAUGUUGGUGACAACGUGGAAAUUUGUGUCAGGUCUGAAAGUAGUUCACAAGGGACUGGUGAUCGCGAGGGUCAGAAUGCAGGACAGGACGAGUCGGCGAGGCGAGGGUAAUUAAUUAAUUAGUUUCCAAUUAGGAGCAUAACAACGCAAAGCCGACGUGUACGUGGUUUUUAUUCGUCUUUCCAGAUCUUCUCAAAAACACAGAGCCAGUGGCUUUGACAAGCAGUGGCUCAAUCAAUUUACCUGGCUCAGGCAUACUGAGGAAGGCAUGCACUGUUAUUUAUGCCAAAAGCACUGUGCCCCAACACAGCAGGCAAUUGCUGCCUCCUUAGUGAGACAGCCAUCAACCAACUACAGGCUGGACACAUUAAACAGACAUGAGGUGACAGCCAUUCACAAAGCAGCUGAAGAGAAGGAGAAAUAUAUUAAAGAUGGUAGUACCUAAAAAAACUCAACUAAUAAAGUUACAAAAAAUAAAUAACAUAGUUUAGACAGUUUAAGAAAUAAUUGGUUGUCGUUUUUUUAGGGAGGACACUGCAGCGUAUACAUAUAUAUGAUUGAAAACACUAUCACUCUUCAUGUCUGUAUCAGAAUAAAAACAAAAAUACUUAAUGCAUGAUGAAUUGUUUUGUUUAAGGUGAAGACACCUCUGUGGAACAGACUGAAGGAGAGGCACUUGGAUGUCUGUUGUAAGGUGGCCGUUGAUGGACCAGACCAGGAGGCCUUGGACUACAAGGAGUGCAUGAGGAGGUUCUACAGAAUGAAAAAGAGGAGGCUGAAAUGUUCUGUCUGGUUGUGAGAUGUGUGGAUGAAGUGUACUUUCAAUUUAAAGUUGCCAGCUGAUUUGUGUAUGUAUAUAGUUUUAAUAAAUGAAUGCUUUAACAUGAUAAUGGUCACACUCUUUGAACUCUUAACUUAAAGUAUGUUGCCUGUAAAAGAAAGUGAAUCGGUUGAAUUUACAAAUACAUGCACGUCGUGGCGCAUGGUCAGGAUGGUGCCACCUCUGCCUCAAUUUGAGCCAGGAAAAACCCUGUUGUUUCUUUAAUAAACAGAAGCCCUCAUUGUUUUAUUUCUUCCAGUCUAAAUACAGUUCGGAGUUCUUGAUGAAUUCUUGCUUGUAAUAAAAAGGAAACAAUCAGUUGCAGCGUUUUAUACGAUCGAUGGAAAGUGGGACUCGAAAGAUCACAGACUUAAAUUUCAGUCAGGAUUCUGGUUCACUCAGACUGAAUAGAGUAGUGGAGGAGUAUAACACAAUGAGACCUGCUAAUAGCAUAGUUUAGAUUGGUGGAGCACUUUUAUGUUCAGCUUGAAUGUAAUGUAAUCAAAAUAUGCAGCACAGACGUUUUUCAGCGGUUAUUUUUUUGAGCAUCCAUCAGAAAAUAGAAAUCAUCUCCAAAACUCAACUUUGCAUCACAAUGUUCAACUUAUCCAUGUGUUUUGUCAUCUUUAAAACUGAAAUUCUCUCUAUUUUUUCACUUCCCUGUAGACACAGCGAAGAAUACACACUGCAGACUUCUCGUCAAUGUGAAACCGAGACGUGGGAAAACUUUUCCUUGCCUGCAGCUAUCGACUCAUCCAAUAAGAAGGCUCCUACAUGGAUGCAUUUACUGGCUUGUUGUCGAGACCAAGUGUUUUGGCAGGAGCUGCUGGAAGCUGCCAUUGAAGAUUUAUCCAGCCAAAACCCAAAUGCAACCCCCUCCUCCUACCACGCUUUGCCCGUACGCAUGCCCUCCAUCACUGCCACCAGUUGACACAUGCUCACUGUGACAUCUUGACUGAUUGCCUCAUUGCCACUGAAGCAGGGGGCCAUGACUGAUGUGUCAUAUACGCCGUCUAGCUGUGGCUCUAUGAAACAUGGAUGACAUGCUGGGAACACUGAAGAUUUAUUAAGUCGAGUACUUGUACUUUAUGGAGUUUAUCUGAGAUUCAAAACACCUUAACUAAAAUCUCCAACAGUUAAUUAAAUAUGUGAAGAAAUAAAGAGCUGUUGUAUUGACUGUAGCUCUCAGCAGACUUGUUCUGAAUUUGUUUGUUUUAGUAUUAAUGUCUUAGUUCUUGAAAGCUUUUCUUGUAUUGGGUCUGAAAUGUUCAGAUCUAUUUUCUUUAAAAGUUUAAAGAGCUUGUGUCAUGCCUUUUUAUACAGUAAAAGACUUUGAAAAACUCUUAGAGAUAUCUUUAAAAAGUUGUAAUUUUUUGUGCUAGUUGGAAAUUUUCAACUAUUGCUUACUGAAGACCAACAACAGACCAACAAAAUGAUUGAAUAUGUCCAUUUCCCCAUCAAAUCAAACCUUCUUAAUUUGAUCACAGGUCAAGUCUCGCCUUCUGCAAGUCAGAUUGUUCACUGAUGUGAAUACGAUCAAUAACCAAUAGGUGUGCUCGCACAGGAAGCCAAACAAUCAUGAAGGGAAGGUGAACCAACGGAGACAUCUGAAAACCCAAAGUCAGAGGAGUAAACGUUGGUGUUUUAUGUUCAUUAAAGUUAGCAUCUGAAAAUAGCAAGAGCUCGUUUCAUUUCAAAAUGUCAGAUAUUUAAAAGAAGUGUUUUGGAGUUUGAGUUUGCACUGAGCAUGAUUCAACUACAAUGUAUAUGAAACUUAUCCUAGAAACCAGUCAAGACACUGAAGCUUUGCCCAACAGCAGUAUCGUUAUCCUGGCAGAUGUCUGUCAAAUAUGACUGAUUAUACACACUAAUCUUCAAAGUCCCACUCUGAUCGUAUUUGUUUACUAUUUAGGAUAUGAUCAGUGGUCGUUCAAUUGUGAUUAUGAAGUUUUUAGCCAAAAUCAUGUUACUUGUGUCAUUUUCCAGGACUUUACUUCAGCAGAGCUUCAGUAGCUCAUUAGCAACUCGCCUCUGAGUCGUGUGCAGAGACAGCGCUGCUCUGCACACUCCUCUUCAUGCUAGCUUGUAGCCUAACAGGUAGGUAAUACAGGACGCUAAUGUCUUUGGGGGGUAAGAUGAAAGUUUGUAUCAUAAUUAGCUUUCUUACAAGCAUUGCAAUCCACUAACGCACACGCUUGUUCCGCGAUCGUCCUUUCUAUUUCUCGGAGUCUGGCCUGCAUAGCUGGGCUCUGGGGGCGGAGCUUGGAGUUAUGACAUAGGAAAUCCCACUGUGUUUGAACCUGCCAUUUGGGUCUGCCAGAGAUUUUCAGCUUUUUUGAGUAAGUUUUCUCAUAAUACGUCCUCUAGCAUCGGAAAAUCCCACAUGAACAUGUAGACAACAAGAAAAAAAUGAUUUUCACUGGAGAGGGUCUUUAGACAUUGUCCACACAGGAUAAAUUUGCUUUUUCAGACAGUUUUUCUCAAGUGUAUCUUCACAACUUUUAGUGGCUGCUUCAUUAAACUGCUGGCUGAGACCACCGGGUUCGCAUUUUUACCAAUCCACCCACAAUUUCAGGCGCUGGGCGACGUUCCUCUCCAUUUAUAUUAAUGAUCUGGUUUUAAAGGACUCAGGAAGGUUAUACUUCAUGAUAUACUGUGAGUACAUGUCAGCAAAUUCUCAAUACCACCUACUAUACACUGAAGGCAAAUUGGUCGGUCGGGUCAAAGGGCACAAGCGACACUGCUCUUGAGGUCCCUACAUCAAUACACAGCAGAGAAACUAGCCAGAGGCAGCAGUGGGUCCUGUGAGGGGGAGGUGAGGUCGGCCAUCAUUUAUCAGCUCUUGGUAGCAGUAGCAGUGACUGGGACACCAAUGCAUCAAUAAGCUACAGGCGCACACAUACUGAUACCCACAUGCACAAUGGUACUAAUGAGGUCCAAUGGAAAAGGUUACAGCUCGGAGCGUGGAGUAGGUGCACAGCCAUGUGGUGGAUGGCAAAUUCCCAACCACGUGUAAUUCCCUCCUUCAUGAAUCCCUCUGUUUUCAAUCUGUAUGAUAAAGAGCCCCAGAGUAAGCACGGCGAACCAGGGAUCCUGGCAAGAAAUAAAGGGCACCCAGAGUGGAAAACAGCAGGGAAGAAAAGCAGCCAAACUCCUCCAGACAACCGCCUUGGAAGCUGGGGGAAUUUCUAUCCACCCUGCAAAUAUUGAUUUUUGUCUUUGCCGCCCUUUCCAUCAAUGCUUCACACUAAGCCCGCCAUCCCCAACCCCCACCGCUGCUGCUGCCUCUUCUUGCCCCCGCUCUGGCAAAAGGGCUGGCGAUGUCCUGGGUGGUUGUUAUAAAAAGGAGCACACUAAAGUCAUGAUGUGGUUCACUUGCUUUUAACUACAAUCUUCACUGCCUUCUGCAUUCAACUGUACCAUUUCACGGCCCCGAAAGGUUUUUCUAUCAAAGUCAAAGUCUGGAGCAGAAGAGAAUUGUUUAGCUCUGGGCUGCACAAAUCAUCCAGAGUGCUGCACAUUGUACUGUGUUUGAUUAUUGUGUGUAUCAAAGCACUUGUAGAGUCAAUUUAAGACCACUUGUGCAAAACUAAAUAUCCCUCCCUCUGACCGCAGUCAUCGCUGCUCAAGUGUCGUGCUGGGUAAUAGGGGAACAAGAUUUUUUGUCCUGAGCAGAUUCUGCUGGUGGAUAAAAUUACACUCCCAGCCUCUGUCAUUAAAGCUAUACUUCGUCCUCAUAUUACCUCACAAAUACUAAUAUUUGCAGACUCUACAGCAUGUGCAGCAUACUGCAUAUUGUAUCUCUAAAACAUAGAAAUAUAACAUGAUACAGCAUCGUGAAUUUCGACAGACUCUCCUCAAAAUAAUGAUGAGCUAAUAAAUACUAUAAAUAUGAUAUAUACACUGCCAUGGCCUUCUGUACUGAAAAAACUGGGUGAAACAGCUCAGAGUUUGCUCCCGUAUUGACACGGAUCCCUUUUUCACAGCAGAGACACAGCGGUCCCUGGACACUACGAUGUAGCCAGAAACCGGGUUUUCCUGACAUUUUAUGGAGACCUUAUUUCAAAGCUGGGGAAGUACAUAAAUAAAACAAAGCCUGGAGGCAUACAGGCCCAGUUUUGAUCUGUGGUGGAUGUGAAACUGAAUGAACUCAGCAUGAAGUCAGGGUGAGGGCAGGGGCGGAACCAGGGGGUGGCCCUUGCCCUCAUCCUGACCGGCCACCCCAGGGUUUUUAACUUUUGAUUGGCUAUCUAGGCCUCAUCAGUUGAGACUUUGGUUGAAAUCAAUUAUUUAGGGUCUAUUUUAACCAGCUUUAAGCUUCAAUGCAAUUAAAUGAAGCUCAUUUUCAAUAUUACUUUAUUAAUUUGAGACUUAGAACAUCAAUCUGAGUCCUUGUAGGUUUUUACUGAUGUUUUUUUCAUGUUGCCAUUUUGCUGUUUUUCAAAGUUCUAGUUAUGUGUUGGACUUUGAUUCCUGCAUUAUAAUUAAAGCUCCUGUGAGGAGUUUUUGAUGAUAAUGAAAGAUUAAAAUCCAUGGUGUGCACAAAGCAAACCCACGUCAACAAAAUUUUCAUACUGCCUGAUUUAAUGCGUAAAAGUGGUUUGAGGUGGAUGUAUGCAAAGACUGCUUUGUCCACAGGGGGGAGCCAAAUCUGGCACAAACCAAAAGUUCCUCACAGGAGCUUUAAUUGAAAGUUUAACGAAUAAAUAAAUGCUGAGUAAAUAAAUGCAGUUCAUCUGUGGGCACAAAUACUUGCACAUGUAAAUGCUCCCCUUGUGAAGGUCAGUGCAAAAAAAGGUUAUAACAUCCCUGUGUUAGGAAAUCAAAAUGUUUUGCCAAAUAUUAUGACCUUUCUCUAAAACUUUUAAUGUUAAAUCAGGCAUCCUGCGUCACACUCUGAGAAUAAAUAUAUGGAUUUUACCAUCUGGUGAAUUGCCCAUGUCUUCACAGUCUUUAUUUCUUAUGCAAAAUCAUCGUUCUGUUACUGUACAGAUGAAACUUCGUGAUAGUCUUACCCUGAGGCAAACAGGUACAUAAAAAGAGGAGAAGUUGGAGGUUGUUCAGAUUUUAUUCAUUAACUUUUUUUUCUUCUUUCAUGAAACAAGUUUGUUACAAAGCUGAGCAUCACGAUGAAAAGAAAGGGCAUGAUUAAAAGUUUAGAUGAUUUCAGGGUUCAUAUUUUUGUCUUUUUUUUUAACAGAGUGAAGCAUUUUGUUAUAUGACAUCCAUAGUACAAGAACUAUAAAAGAGGUAGAAGUCAGAGUAACGUAAAACACUUUCUUUUCCUGAAGCCUUUUUUAUUCAAUCAUGAAACCACCUCCAGUUUCCUAAGUUACUCACUCAUCCACGCACUCCAUGAGACUGCGCCAUCUGGCAGCUGCAGAGCCAUCAUGGAAGCCGACUGACUCUGCAGACAGCAGACACAAUCGCGGCCUCCUCUUUUUUUCUAGCGGGGGAGCUGGUUUGUGAAGGUUUGCUGUCCUCCAGGAUGUGGGUAACUCUUUCAGAUGUCCUGAGGGGGCUAUUUUUGUUGACAUGUAGCGAUGUUGGCCCAAAUUUAUCAGCUCUGUCGCUUCAGGUCAUUCUGCACUUGCACUUUUUUGAGUGUUUUUCUUACAUCAAACAUGUCUGAGGAAAGGACGGCUCAGAAGGAUAGAAACCUUUGAACACGACUUGGAAGAGUUGUGGAGACUUGGGAUAAUUCAUUAUUUUUCAAUGUAUUUCUAAAACUAUUCCCUCCAUUGAAAAUUUGAGGCACUUUUAAUCCAAACAAGGUGCGAGAAACAGAAGAAUGGUGUCUACAAACAGAAGCGAUGUGGUUGCUGCUGCUCUUUUUGUCAUUUUACGCCGAUGGAAACAUCACAUGAAGUCACACUACAAUGACGGCAUUCUUAGUUUUAACCAGAGCUGCUCCUCUUGGGAUCCACGAGCUGUCAAAAAUGCAGCGCUAAGUGUUAAGUUACACUUGUGCCUGUGGCGAUAUCGCUACACUAUAAUACUUUGUGGCAUGUAGGUCUGUGUUUGUGCCAAUACUUCCACAGGAGAUGUUAAGAUCGGACUUAUUUGCCAGCUCGCUGUAAUGCCUGAUUAACAAAAAAAAGGGGGCAAAAAUAGCAUCUUUACUUUACUUGUUAUAUCAUUUAAUUAUUUUAACUCUUUAGGGAGUUCACUGACUUCACUAACUUCCAGGAGAACAACAAACAUGGAGAUUGUAAUUCAUCAAAAACAGAUGAUUCUGCACUGCUCUGGUAUUUGGCUGUGGGGAAAGGGGGACUUCAUCCC